This is a messenger RNA of Serpula lacrymans var. lacrymans S7.9, 633 nucleotides long. RefSeq lists its product as uncharacterized. NCBI's taxonomy places the organism in Eukaryota, Fungi, Basidiomycota, Agaricomycetes, Boletales, Serpulaceae. The transcript has 6 exons. The record is from RefSeq and is a predicted model, not a curated record. Bases 1 to 633 code for a protein of 210 amino acids.
AUGCUUCUUGAUAUCCAUGCUUCUAUUCUGCAGCAAGACCAUGCAAACCAUAUUUGCGAGCUGGAGAAGCAACUCAGUAUGAAAGAUUUUGAAGUCAAACUCAAGGGCCAAAUCAUUACACUUAUUCAGCAACAUUGUGAACUCUUCAAAAUCAAUCCGCUGGUUUUUGAAAAUAAAGGACUGUACAAUAUUCUAAGCAAGCUUCUGACAAAGAUUUUGUCGUCCGUUUGGGGAACAAUCAAGAAGGAUUUAAUGAAGUUGAUCCGCUUGAAACUAUCCAUUAUAGAUGCUAUCAAACCUAUAACAAACAAAGGUAUGGAGGUAGACUCAUCCCAUUGGAUCCAAUUUGCUAUUUUGCUUUAUUCUCCUCACAUGAUAUGUUUCAUGCACCCGGAGAUCCGCAGGAAGCUUGAGAAUGAAUUGGAUAUUGAUAUUGACCAGCUUGAGAGGGAGAUGAAUGAGGGAGAAGAAUACGAGGAUUUGAACUCCAACCAUGAUGGGGGGGACUUCAGAGAACAAGAACAUAAGGAGAAUGACAACGAUGAAGAGAGCAACACUCCAGAAAUUGACUCCAAGUCAUCUGGUUUUGGUCUUGACGGAACCCCGGUUGUCUGGACCAAGGUUAAGUAUUGA